Molecule: messenger RNA, 1532 nt
Organism: Fragaria vesca subsp. vesca
Lineage: Eukaryota; Viridiplantae; Streptophyta; Magnoliopsida; Rosales; Rosaceae
Product: CRS2-associated factor 1, mitochondrial-like
Exons: 5
Coding region: 1-1236 (411 amino acids)
Biological process (GO): Group II intron splicing
Molecular function (GO): RNA binding
Source: RefSeq, a predicted model, not a curated record
AUGUUUCUCACCAAGCUCUCCCGCCAAAACCCAAACCCACUCGCCCUCAUUUCCACGCGCCACCUCUCCACUCUCCACGACCGCUACUCCUUCAAACCCCCACCCUCCCUUUCCCCCAACCCCGAUCCCGAUCCCAACCCCAACCCUAACCCUAAUUUCAAGAAGAAGCAGAAGCCCCGGUACCGCCCCCCGUCUUCUCUCGAUCGCGAGGGUCAGUUGCCGAUACACUCCGAUCUGCCGUUCGAUUUCCGGUACAGCUACACCGAGAGCAGCCCGGAGGCGCGCCCAAUUGGGCUGCGCGAGCCCAAGUACUCGCCUUUUGGGCCGGGGCGGCUGGACCGGCCUUGGAUCGGGGUCUGUGCCCCGGUUGUCGACCCGAAGGUGAGGUCCGUGGAGGGGGAAGAGGAGGAGGAGCCGCGGUUGGAGGAGGAGAGGCGGAGGAGGAGAGAAGCGGUUCAGGGAGAGCCGCUCAGUUCGGCGGAGAGGAAAAUUUUGGUGGAGAAAUGUCAGAGGGGGAAAACCAAGAAGCAAAUCAAUUUAGGGAGGGAUGGUUUGACUCACAACAUGCUGAACGAUAUUCAUAACCAUUGGAAACAUGAAGAAGCAGUGAGGAUAAAAUGUCAAGGAGUUCCGACUGUUGACAUGAGAAAUGUUUGGACCCAGCUCGAGGACAAAACCUUUGGAAAAAUCAUCUAUAGACAUGGUAGUCUGAUCAUAUUGUUCAGAGGCAGGAACUAUAAUCCUAAGAAGAGGCCUGUGAUUCCAUUGAUGUUGUGGAAGCCACAUGAGCCGAAAUAUCCCAAACUGAUCAAAACUACAGUUGAUGGGCUAAACAUUGAGGAAACAAAAGAAAUGAGGAAGAGAGGUUUAUCUGUCCCCGUUUUAACAAAACUUGCCAGGAAUGGUUACUAUGGUAAUCUGGUACCCAUGGUUAGAGAUGCUUUUCUCGCCUCUGAGCUGGUCCGGAUAGACUGCCAGGGCCUGGAGAAGAGUGAUUACAAGAAAAUAGGCUGCAAACUUCGGGAACUCGUGCCUUGUAUACUGGUGACAUUUGAUAAGGAACAGAUUGUGGUUUGGAAGGGCAAGGACUAUAAGCCUGUACAGGAUGCCUACUUCCUUCCAGAAAGAGAGUGUUUUGAUAGUCCAGAAGGUGAUGCGGUUUCUGGUGCCGAGCAUUGUGAAAGCUCAGAUGACAACAAUAGCCAAACUGAAUACUACUCUGGUGACGAUGAGUAAUCGCCUCCUGCUCCAAAUUACAGACACGACAUGGUUGUUGGUUGGAGACAUGGAAUUUAUUUUCAUCUUCAAAUUGCAAAUUUGGGCCAAUCCAUAAUCCAGAUUGUUCUGAGAAUGGUCGGUUGUUGCAUCUGUGGAUUGCGUUGGAGUGAGGUAAUAUAUUAUGGAAAUUGCUCGACAGAAUGGAGAUGUAAUGUGAUUCCUCUAUACAGCAGGUGAGAAGAGAUUGAAGUUAGAGAACAGAGCCAGGGUAAGAAUUGUAUAGAUUGUUUAGAGGGAACUCAGGAUAUCUUGGU